AUGGCUCGAAUUCACUGCGCUAAUGCGCAGUCGACUGCCAAUUCUUUUAUUCAACUUGCACGACGAAGCUACACAACGACGACCCAGACCUCAACGCCUCUCGAGUUCCUUAUUCCACGAUGCAUUCCCCCAUCUCGACUACGAACCCCUCAAAUCACCAUUACACAAUCCAGAACAUAUUUUCACCAGAGACGAUCUCUGGACUUCAAGUCAAAGGAAACAGCCACGAGGCAAUUCUCGACUACUGCUAUCCGAGAGAAGACGCGGGCUAUACUGAAUCCCCAACAAGAUGAGGAUGGCAAUGAGAUGAUGCUGGAGAUAACUGAACGAGCUGCCAAGCGUCUCAACAAAAUUAUGGACAAGGACGGCAAUCCGAAUCUCGCUCUAAGAAUUCAAGUCGAGAGUGGUGGUUGCCAUGGCUUCCAAUAUCUCAUGAGCCUUGUUACUUUGCCAGCCAAGGACGCCGCCGAGUGGUCAUCCAUCGUGAACGAGGACGAUACGAUUUUCCAGUACAUCCCCGAUGACGCAGAUCCGGCCACAACCUCGGAAGAAGGCCCCAAGAUCAUUCUCGACGAGCCGUCUCUCGACCUUCUCAAGGGAAGCAAAGUCGACUUUACGAUGGAGUUGAUCGGCUCGCAGUUCAAGAUCAUUGAUAACCCACUUGCUACUAGUAGCUGUGGUUGUGGCACAAGCUUUGAUAUCAAGAUGUAG
This is a messenger RNA of Fusarium musae, 711 nucleotides long. RefSeq lists its product as uncharacterized. Gene Ontology annotation, molecular function: 4 iron, 4 sulfur cluster binding; 2 iron, 2 sulfur cluster binding; iron ion binding. The record is from RefSeq and is a predicted model, not a curated record. Gene Ontology annotation, cellular component: mitochondrion. The transcript is spliced from 2 exons. Gene Ontology annotation, biological process: iron-sulfur cluster assembly. Bases 1 to 711 code for a protein of 236 amino acids. NCBI's taxonomy places the organism in Eukaryota, Fungi, Ascomycota, Sordariomycetes, Hypocreales, Nectriaceae.